UUGCGAUCACGAUUAGCAUAACCAAUUGAGUGCUACUGGUUGUCAGACGUCAUCUUAAGCUUUAAAGAUAUCUUAUUACAGAAUAUGGAUUUCUGAUGGAGGAUCCAUUCGGGAACUUUAUAAAUGUUAUAUAUAUAUAUAUAUAUAUAUAUUCGUUCGUGUGUCUCUACUUUGUGUGUGACUUGCAGACAGUAAGGGGCAGAUCAGUCUUUUCCCUCCUUGCUCCUUUAUUUCUUGAUCCUAGUUGGAAUGACCAUUUUAUUGGUCUGCUUCAUUUAGAGGAGAGAGCUCUCCUUAUCUUUCGUUUCACUUACUCUGAUAGAAAAAGAAAAAAAAAAGUCUCUUUCCUCAUUGCCAACACACACACACACAAACACACACACACACACAGAAUGGAAAAAACACCGACGGCGGCCGCUGGUGGUGAUGGCUCAGAACCCCUCCAGUACAAGACAUGGGCCUUGAGGGUGUCUAUCCACUGUGGAGGCUGUAAGAAGAAAGUAAAGAAAGUCCUACAAAGUAUUGAAGGAGUAUAUAAGAUAGAGAUCGACUCGAAAGAACACAGAGUUACAGUAGCAGGAAACAUUGAAGGCGAAACAUUGGUCAAGAAGCUGGUUAAGUCGGGCAAACAUGCAGAAAUUUGGACUGAAAAUCCCGAGAAUGAAUCAACGGACAAUGGAAAUAAAAAGGAAAACCAGCCUGAGAAAGAGGCCGGUGACACUUCGGGUGAUGAUCAGACAGAGGAAAAGGGUAGCGCACCACCAGUUGCCACCGCUCAGGGUGGUGGUGGUGGUGGUGGUGGAGGUGGGGGUAAAAAGAAGAAAAAGAAAAAGAAGAAGGGAAACGCAAACGCAGGUGGUGCACCUGCAGCUGCAACUGCGGGAUCUCCUCCACCUGCCGGAAUUACGGGCCUAAUUCCUGCUGAUCAAAUGAAUCCGAACCCUCCAAGUCAGCAGCACGCCUUCUUUUAUCCACAGUUUUACUACGCUUCUCCAGAAUAUGGGAUGAGUUACAAUACUGCACCACCCAAUGCAAGUAUGACUUCUUCUUCGUAUUAUUCCAUGCCCACACAUUCUUGUACGUAUUCGGACCCACAUUACUACCCGCACGAUCCAAUCUUAGAUAAUAAUCGACGUGAUGAUUAUUACGGUGGAGAUGAAAAUGGUUGCUCGAUCAUGUGACACAAUCUUUACCACAUCAAAUGUUGCUUUGCAUGGGUAAGCAGUAGGUUCUGUUAAUAUAGUGUAAUAACUGCCCAUUGUUGUUUCUUUAUGUUACUCUCAGUCUAAAUCAUAAACCAGCUUUUGAGUAUUUAUAAACUAAACUACUUCAUUUAUGUGUAAUAUAGAGCAUUACGAAAGAUUGGUGUCGGUGAGUAUCAGUAUUAGUUUUUUUC
Erythranthe guttata (spotted monkey flower) is the source of this 1396-nucleotide messenger RNA. RefSeq lists its product as uncharacterized. Gene Ontology annotation, molecular function: metal ion binding. Lineage: Eukaryota; Viridiplantae; Streptophyta; Magnoliopsida; Lamiales; Phrymaceae. The record is from RefSeq and is a predicted model, not a curated record.